Messenger RNA from Pleurotus ostreatus (oyster mushroom), 615 nucleotides. RefSeq lists its product as uncharacterized. The record is from RefSeq and is a predicted model, not a curated record. NCBI's taxonomy places the organism in Eukaryota, Fungi, Basidiomycota, Agaricomycetes, Agaricales, Pleurotaceae. Bases 1 to 615 code for a protein of 204 amino acids. The transcript has a single exon.
AUGGAUCCCUCCACUGACGACCAAGUGUUCGACGACUCGUACACCCCAACGACGCUGUACCAAGCCUCGCCUCCCUCACUAUCCCCCGUCUGGCGACUACACUUUCUUGACAUCCGAGAAACUUCACAUAACGACGUUAUCGCGCUGCUCUACCUCAUCAAACGACACGUCGCAAUACACGUGCUAUCAGUAGUACGAACAUGGGACGAACACACUCCCGUGUACUGGGUACUAUUCGGAAACACCAUGCAGGCACUGGCCGCCCGCGGAUUCGCCGCCAACGCGGAAGGAAGCCGUAGCGUGAAGGUCUCCGGAGCACUCGUACCCUUGGAACUAUUUCAUCUAGCGGAAGAAGAAGAAAGGAACCCUCACGCCGUCGCGCCAAUUGAGCCAAAUUGUUGGGACGACCCGCUCCGAGUAUACAUCCCUCCCACUCUCAGCGAGCAUAAACCACACAAUUCACCUAAUAAGGCCACAACGGCCUCGCAGCACUACAACGACAACCGCGAAACGAACGUAGUGUCUGCGCGUGACGAAUCUCGCGCUAGCCCAAACAAACCCUUAUACGAACGCAUCAAACAUGCGACGCUACUAGAACAGAUGACGUCGCCAUAG